AUGUCUCGGAGAUGCGAGAACAAGCAAGAUUUAGAUAAUUUGGUGAUCCCACGUGAGGCCCUUUUCUUUAAAUCCCGCAAAACGUGCUCGGACGUUGGAUUUUCGAGUCUCCAUGGAUGGUCUAAAAGAAAAUAUUCGAGCAAAAAUAGCCAUUCGCUUUCCCGUAUGAUCUUCUCUGUCAAAAGCGAGAGACGAUGUACGAAAGAUCCAAGAGAUGAUACGCAUCAAAGAUCCAUAUGCACUUUGCACGGUGUGAGAUCCGACUCAAAGAAGCUCCGGCAGUUCGCAAACCCCACCACUGAUUUAGUAUGUUCUUGA
Messenger RNA from Amoebophrya sp. A25, 318 nucleotides. NCBI's taxonomy places the organism in Eukaryota, Dinophyceae, Syndiniales, Amoebophryaceae. The record is from the annotation of a GenBank genome assembly.